Armigeres subalbatus is the source of this 1742-nucleotide messenger RNA. RefSeq names its product arrestin domain-containing protein 3-like. Gene Ontology annotation, cellular component: cytoplasm. Bases 230 to 1456 code for a protein of 408 amino acids. The record is from RefSeq and is a predicted model, not a curated record. The transcript has 3 exons. Gene Ontology annotation, biological process: protein transport. Lineage: Eukaryota; Metazoa; Arthropoda; Insecta; Diptera; Culicidae.
UAUUGUUGGUAAUGAAAUGAGUUUCUACUUCAAUGAAUUAAUUAAAUUAGUCAUAGAAAACUUUAAACCUCAUUUUUCUCGGUUCAGCAUUGUUGGCUUUUCGGCCUUAAUCAUAUGUUGUUCGAGAAUUGAUAAGAUAAAGACUUUUCUCUUAUAUUAAUCUUAUCAUGCAUCGCGUUCACAAAUUAUAAAUGUUUUUCAUUCCAGUAUCAUACCAGUAGAUAUUUUAAUGCUGAUUGGCUCACUUGGAGCUGACUCUUUAGGAAUCAAUGUAAAUAUAAUAAUGUCCGCCAACUGCGAAAUUAAAUUCGAUCACAAUCCUCACGGAGUGUAUCUACCGGGACAGACCCUAUCCGGAACCGUAGAGCUUUGUUUGAAGGACACGCUGACCAUGAAAGGAGUUGUUCUCCAAAUCAAGGGCAGAGCAAAAGUUAAAUGGUCCAAAACAUCCACUAUAGGAGACAGUCAUUAUGUAGUUAAAUAUCGUGGCCGACAGGACUAUAUGAACUCUACAACGUAUUUAAUCGGGUCGAACGAUGGAUCCAAUAUCGAACUGCCUACAGGGCUACACGCAUAUCGAUUCUCAUUUAUUUUACCGACUGAUUUGGUCACAUCUCUGGAAGCAGACAAAGGCCACAUUCGAUACACCGUCAAAGUUAUGCUCGAGCGUUCCUGGAAAGUUGAUUAUUCGUACAAAAAGGCUUUUACAGUUCUACGUCACGUAAAUCUGAACGAAGAAAAUUUGGAAGUACGUCUACCAUCAAAAGUUGCAAAGCAGAAGCAUUUUCUCUGGGGACCUUUCAAAUCCGCUCCGUUGUUGAUGAUAAUAGAGACUCCCAUAUCCGGGUACGCCCCAGGUCAAACCAUAGCUGUUCGCAUCGAAGUCGACAACCAAAGCAAUAGGCAAAUGAAAGGAAUUAUCACCAGGCUAGUUCGAGAAGUGUCCCUCAUCAGUCAAUCUCCGCACACCAAAGUCCAGCCGGUUUACACAGUAGUUUCAGAGGUUCAGUGCAUUGGCGUUGAAAAGCGCAGCAAAGGCAGCACCAUGCAAUAUCUCAAUAUUCCACCUUUGCCUCCGACUAACAGGACUUGUCAAGUUAUGACCGUCAACUACUUCGUCGAGGUGGAAGGAAAUAUAUCCGGCCCUGCUUCUAACCCCAAAGUCCAGAUCCCCAUAACAUUGGGAACUAUUCCGCUAACAACCAACGCCGUUCCGAAUUUUGACAAUGCAGCAAGCACAUCUACCUCGAUAGUGGUCCAACCAAUGACGGUCUUGCAUGAGAAUUUACGUCCACCCAGUUAUGAGGAAGCGAUUCUUUCUUGUGAAAAUAAUGUUCAAGAAAAAGGAGAAACCAACAAGAUUGGAUGGAAAGAGUAUACACCAUGCUACACGAUUUACCAUUUCAACGAGGAAGAUAAAACUCACCCGUAUUCAAAUUCAAAAAAAUACUUGUGAUAUAAAAAUUGAAAAUAAAAUACGAAAAUACAUAGAUAAGAAGUCAUAAGCUAUAUCGGUAAUAAACAAAACAUUGUUUCACAUUAUGCUAUUGUGAUAUUAGCAACCAGUAAACUCUGAAAUAGAAUAUUCUCUUUCGUAGAGUAUUUUCACCGAACGUGUUGCACACUACCUUCGAUUGUGAGACAUGUUGGUUCGAUCCAACUUGUAAACAUUCCGAUGAAUGAUCGUGGCAAAGCAAAGUGACACGAGAGUCAAUCAGUUUGCUGAGUAUUGUUGCGACGGA